UAAAUAUUUUAUAAAUAUUUUGUGCUGUCUGGGUAUAUAUGAUUUAUCCUUUUAAUUUACAAAUUACAAAAUUAUCUUGUAAAUUACAAAUCCGGAUGCUACUUUUAUAUGUCCAUUGAACGUCCAUCGAAUAUUCUGUGAACAUGUCGAGGACUUCAGCAUGUCCUCCAAUUUCAUACGGAUAUCCCACAAACGUCCAUUGAAUGAAGGACGUAAAAUGGAUGGCUUAUGGAUAUCCCCAAUAUCCUUAAAGGACAUUUUAUGGGUAUCCAUAGGAUAUCCAUGUGCCUGGGAAUGACCUUGAUCUUGACAUAUGUUGUAGAGGUCACUCUUCUGAGUGACCUUUUAAAGAUUUUAACCGUCGGACGUUGUUUAUUAAAAAGGUAUUAACAAUAGAAGUUGCAAAAAAUGAAUGUAAUUUUUCAACACUACAUAUACAAAAACAUAGAAUUUGUAGGCUAGGAAGGUGCCUGCUGCUACUCUGAGUAACAUUCAAAAUGUUUUAACUAGCGCUCAUUAUUUGUUAAAAAGUUAUUCACAAAAAAAAAGUACAUUAAUAUCAACACCGAAUAUAUUAAGUGUAAUAUGUAAACGGUAAGCGUAAUUUUUUCUAACCAUUUAGUUUUCAUAGAGACACGUACUCACGUGCGUGCGUGCGUGCGUGCGCGCUAGGGGCAGGCACCUUCCUAGUCUACAAAUUUGAUAUUUUUGUAUAUAUGGUGUCGAAAAAUUACAUUCAUUUUUUGCAACUUUUUUUGUUAAUAACUUCUUAACAAAUAACGUCCGACGGUUGAAGCUUUUUUAUGUUAUUCAGGACGAUAACCUCUACAACAUAUAUCAAGGUCAAGAUCAUUGGAGCUGACUCCCUUUUUAUCAAUAUUUAUCUUUAGUAUUAGCCUCCCACUAAUUCGUGGACAAGUGGCAUGAUGUAAUACUCAAGCAUUCACGAGAAAUUUGAAUCGAAAGUUUUUCAUGCACCUUCUAUGCCGAAUUAGCGAAGGUGUUUAACAGAUACCGGCGUAGCGAAUAAGGCGCAGGACUAGCACGUUGCGCGUUGCAUGUUCAAAUUCUGAUUUUUCUAAUUUUUUUUCUUUAUCUACAUUUCCAAAAUAUGUGAAGACAUGUGAAGUAAAAAAAUUAUUAUUUAAUAAUUAAAUUUAAUAUUAAUAUUUUAAAUAUAUUUUAUAUUCACAUACUUUAACGCCUGUAAUCAUAUGAAUUGUAUUGAUUCUCAAUACAAUUAAAGACUCCAAAGCCAUUUUUAAAUUUAAAAAUUCUGCAAGAAAUUUUAUUUUUACAUUAUGUUACAUGACUAGUCAGUACUACUUUUCUAUUACUAUGGAAGUUUUUCUGUUGUCAAAAAAUCGAUUAUGAGGCAGCUAUAUCUGCCACCUGCGAAAACCUUUAUUUUCUAUCUGGUAAAGGGGGUAGAGACACGGGUAGCCCUUGCUUUAAAUUUGGCUGUUUGGUUCACUCCAUUGUCAGUCAAGCAGUCGUUUAUAACGUGUUAUAUAAUCCAAAUUAAUGACUGAAAGGAGUAGUUUUUUUAAUGUAAAUAACAUCUGCUUUUCUUUAACAAAUUUGAAAAAAAAAAACAUAUAUUUGGAAGCUUUAUUCAAUGUGCUUCGUGUAAAGCAACAUUGUGUUUCAAAUGUUUUUUUGAUGAUUUUCAUCCAAAAAUUUGUACACUUUUCAAACAGGAUUCCAAAGAGAAUUCCGAUACAUGAAAAUAAAGUAGAUUUAAAAAUGAUUUUGGAGUCUUUAAUUAUAUUGCGAAUUGAUACUAUCCAUAUGGUUACAGAUGUUAAAGUAUGCGAAAAUAAAAUAUUACAUUUAAAGUAUUAAACAUUAAAUUUAAUAAUAAUUAUUAUAUAUUAUUAAAUUAUCAAUUAUUAAAUUUAUAAAUUAUUUAAUAAUUAUUUAAUUUUUUUACUCCAUAUGUGUUCACAUAUUACAAUAUUUUGUAAAUGUACAUCAGAAAGAAAAAAAAUCAGAAAAAUUAAGAUUUGAACAUGCAAUGUUUUAGUCCUGCGUCUUAUUCGCUGCGCUACGCUGCUACCUGCUAAUCUCUUUCGCUAAUUCAGUAUAGAAGACGCAUGAGAAAAUUUCGAUGCAAAUUUCUCGCGAAUGUUUGAGUAUUGCAUCGUGUCACUUGUCCACGAAUUAGUGCGAGGUUAGUACUAAAACAUAUCUGAAGUUGAACGAAAUCCAUGAGUACCUAGCCCUUCGCUUGUAAGACCGUAUAUUGAAUAUAAACAUUCAUGAACUUAUUUUAAUACUACAAAGAGAACGACACCUUUGAAUGUCCGAUAGAGUUAUUCUGAUUCUUAUCAAUGAUAUUAUCGUAUCAGUGACGACUUCUGAGUAUGUGAAAAACAUAAUUUUCAAAAUAUAGACAUUUUAGUUUAACAUAUUAGUUGUUCCGGUUAGUUUUGAUGGAUUUUGUGUAAAAAAGAAACACGUAUAUUUUAGAGAGACAUUAAAUUAUUUUAAUCAAAAUAUUUUCCACCGUUAGCUACAACUUUUUCCCACUUUUCUGGCAAUAAGUGGAUUCCGCGAUAAAAGAAAUGUUCGUCUUUCGAAGCAAUCCAUUCAUCGAGCCAUUUCUUUAUUGCAACAUAUGUUUUGAAAUGCUGAUUAGUAUCGCUGCAUCGACCGAAAUAAGUAAUAAUCUGAAGGAACACAGUCUGGUGAAUACGCGGCGUGUGGUAAGACUUCCCAUUGAAAUUCCGAUAACAUAUCUUUAACUGCUUUUGCAACGUGUGGUCGAACAUUGUCGUGCAACAAAACUUGCAUCACUUUGCGUUUUCUUUGAGCUAUUAUUCGACGUUUCUGGUUCAAAGCACGAUUCAAAUCGAUUAAUUGUCGUUGAUAAAGCUCAGCAGUGACUGUUUGAUUCGGUUUCAGCAGCUCAUAAUACACGAUGCUCUUCAUGUUCCAUCAAAUGCAUAACAAAACUUUACUUUCGUGGAUAUUGAGAUUUGGAGUCGAUGUCGACCGUUGGCGAAUUUAUCCACGAUCUUUUACACUUAGGAUUGUCAUAGUAUAUCCAUUUUUCAUCGCCAAUUACAAUUUGAUACAAAAAUUGCUUCUUUUUGUGACGAGAAAGCAAUGAAGUGCAAAUGGUUAAACGAUUCUGAAUAGCCAAUUUAGACAAUUUGUGUGGAACCCAUUUGCCUUCUUUUUGAAUCUUUUUCAUUGCGUGUAAACGAUCAGAAACGGUUGAUUUACCAACAUUUAAUGUUGUAGCUAAUUCUUGAAGUGUUUGAACUGAGUUUUCAUGCAACAAUGUCUGCAAUUCGGCAUUUUCGAACUUUUUUAAUUGACCUGAACGUUCUUUGUCUUUCAAAUCAAAAUCACCAUUUUUAAAUCGUCGAUACCAGAACUCACACGUUUUAACUGAUGGAGCAGAUUCAGAAUAAGUUUCUGAGAUGAGCUUCGGUAGCUGUUUUCUUCGAAUCAAAGCAGUAAAAUAAUAGAUGCCGAAGAUCUUUAUUACGUUCCAUGUUUAGUUGUACUAAACAAUGUGUUUAUGUUUACGAAUGCACAGAACAUGUCAAUUUGUUUGUAGAGAUGUCCUAGCUUUGAUAUAACGUAUCCAUUUUCAAAAUGUUUCCAGUAGAUUUGUAGUCAUAGCCAUCUACAGUAAAUCCUCAAAACUAACCGGAACACCUAAUAUUACAAAAAGAUUAUAAUUAUUGGAAUUGGAUACGAAUCUUUCACAAUUAAAUUAUUCACUUUUCUAAAAUCAACACAAAAACAACUACCGUCAUCCUUUUUUUAACUAAAACUGCAGGAGACAUCCAUGGACUAGAAGAUCCAAUUUUCAGUGCGUUCUACUUUAAAAAUAAUUAAAAGACAAGAGAUUUUCCUAAACUAUGAAAAACAGAAAUGACAACAGUAAGAAAACCUCAAAGGAGUCAGAACACAACGAAAGUCAACUCCCUUAGGCAUUCUAAUUAAGCAAGCAAAAGAAACUCGAUUACUACAAUGUCUAACUUUCAGGAAACCAAAAUAGGAAAUUGUUUAUAUUUCCAUAUAUGCUUAACCGUUAUAGUUUACAUAAUGACGAGUUUCAUAAAAAAUAUAAUUUCCACGAAUUUCUUCCUGACUUUUAAACAUAAUUUUCUACAAACAUAAUUUUCUACAAUAAAAUGCAUUAUAAUUGUUACUUAUUCUUGUCUUCUAUACUAAAUAUAAGACGACUAAUGAAUGGAUACAGAAUAAAAUAUAAAUUUAAUCGAGAUUACCAAACUAAAAUUUCAAAUAAUAGUUUACAUACUGUCUUUAUAACACUGAUAAUUAAAUAAAAAUUCAAAAUGACUCUUUUGGGCAUCUGAGGUGAAUCAUGAAAUAGUCAAUACCAUCGAUCUCUUCCGUUACUUUUUCAGUGCGUUCUACUUUAAAAAUGAUUAAAAGACAAAAGAUUUUUCUAAAUUAUGAGAAAUAGAAAUGACAACAGCAAGAAAACCUCAAAGGAGUCAGAACACAACAAAAGUCAACUCCCUUAGGCAUUCUAAUAUUAAGUAAGCAAAAGGAACUCGAUUACUACAAUGUUUAACUUUCAGGAAACCAAAAUAGGAAAUCGUUUAUAUUUCCAUAUAUGCUUGACCGUUAUAGUUUACAUAAUAACGAGUUUCAUAAAAAAUAUAAUUUCUACGAGUUACUAUCAGAGUGCAAUGCUUUAUAUAAGAAAUAAGCCUUUAUUUAAUAUUAUUUGCUUAUUCCAUCGUCGGUUCCUUUACGUGGCAAUAAGAUGUUGCAUUGAAUAGAAGAAUCAGUAACCUCGAUUCUGUUUGAAUUUAUUAUUAAAUUUGAUCGAAGUGCAUUAAUUGGUCAAAUCUUGGAUUACAUUCCGAUAUCCUUCUUUUACGCCGUGGUCGAGUGAAACGACCUUCGAGGUAUCCAGAUACGGAAGGCCACCUGCAGGAAGCUCUCUCGCGAAGAACGCGCCGCUGCCACGGCGUGAACUCGCCAGGUUUCUUCCGAAUGCGCCUACAGUGCAUUGUGUUGCAGCUUCGAGGAGGGCAAGUCGGACAAGGAGAUCCUGGACAACUUGCUGCUGUCGGCGCGUUACGACAAGCGGCUUCUGCCCCCGGUCCAAGGUACACUGAGGCCCCCACCCCACAUCCGUCAAGAUGACUACACCCUUGACCUCGUACCUAAAGACCUUGACUAUCCAGAGCACCUCGAACAUCAUCGGCACCGCUACCACCACACAGCACCACACAACCACAGCUCACUGCUCACCCCUCGUCGUAAGGGUACUCUCUAUAAAUCUUUCGACCUGUUCGAAAAUAUGAGAGGAAGGAAGUGCGAAAGGAAUAUACAUAGAAAGGCGAUAAGAAAACGCGGCCGAGAAAGCGAAACGCGAUUCAAGUGAGAGGAGAUGCUGAUUUCUGCUGCGGAAUGAGAUGGCCUGGUGACACCACCGGCUUGACAAACCGGUCGUCGACCUUCUCUAACGACCCCAAGAACCAGAACAAAAACCACUACACGCCGCACCAAUACCUCCGCACUCACCUUCGCGGAACCUUGACUGUGAACGUAAGCGUGUUGCUGUUAAGUUUGGCUUCUCCUGACGAAUCCAGCUUGAAAUACGAGGUGGAAUUUCUACUGCAGCAACAGUGGUACGAUCCGCGAUUGCGUUAUAGCAACAGAUCCAGAUAUGAGUUUUUAAAUGCGAUUCAUCAUUAUGAGGAUAUUUGGUUACCGGAUACGUAUUUCAUAAUGCAUGGAGAUUUCAAGGACCCUAUCAUCCCCGUUCAUUUUGCCCUCCGGAUAUACCGCAACGGCACCGUCAACUACCUUAUGCGGCGUCACCUUAUCCUAUCCUGCCAGGGUAGACUUAAUAUCUUCCCCUUUGACGACCCAUUGUGUUCAUUCGCAAUUGAGAGCAUAUCGUACGAGCAGACAGCGAUUACAUAUGUGUGGAAGAACGACGAGGGUACGUUGCGAAAAAGCCCAAGCCUAACAUCACUGAACGCGUAUCUCAUUAAGAAUCAGACAAUCACAUGUCCGAUCAAAGUGAGCUGGCGAGCUGAUGGACAGAUCAUGGUCGACUACGAGGACCAGUUCGAUGAAUUUGGAGACUCUAAGUGCUCGCUGUGCCAGCGCAGGUUUGAGGAGCAAGGUAAUUACAGCUGCUUGAAGGUGGACCUGAUCUUCACGCGGGAUCGCGCCUUCUACUUCACUACAGUUUUCAUCCCCGGCAUUAUUCUGGUAACCAGCUCCUUCAUCACAUUCUGGCUCGAAUGGAAUGCCGUGCCAGCGCGAGUUAUGAUCGGUGUAACAACGAUGCUCAACUUUUUCACCACGUCGACUGGCUUCCGGGGGACGCUGCCCGUCGUUUCGAACUUGACUGCCAUGAACGUGUGGGACGGCGUGUGCAUGUGCUUCAUCUACGCGAGUCUUCUCGAAUUCGUCUGUGUGAAUUACGUCGGUCGCAAACGGCCGAUGCACAACGUUGUCUAUCGUCCGGGCGAGAAUCCCGUCACCCAGCGGCUCCCAGCGGUGCUCAGCAGGAUAGGAAUAAUAUUGGCCAGCCCCUUGAAGCGGGAGGGUGGAGCUACUACCGGUGGAGCUACUGGACCGAACGAGAUCGUCACCUGCACCAAUUGCGGACCUAAUCCCUGCACGCACACGGCAACGAACGGUUGCACCGCCGAGUUGAGAAAAAAAGAGCCACCGCAUCCAAUUAGAGUGGCGAAGACGAUCGACGUGAUAGCCAGGAUUACUUUUCCAGUCGCCUAUUUCGUGUUCCUCACUUUCUUCUUCGUUCACUAUAAAGGCAUCUCGUAGAGUGGCACACAACGAUCAUCGAGAGAUCUCAUCGCCGGUGUGAGCGACAACGAAGCCUCGCGAUAGGCGACAACGAUGCUUGGGUUGCGUGAAUCGGAUCUACGGUGGGUUCCAGCUUUUCCAGUGAAAACUGAAGAUGCCGUCUUGAGAAGACACGGUGACGAGGACGCCGAUAAUCGUGAGAGCUCACGUCGACCGGAUCUCCCCAAUGAACGCGAAAAGCGACAACGCGCGACUAAGCCAGGAGUAGCAAAGUCGGAAUUUCCGACGGGAAGUUGCGAUCGUCGCUCGAUCGUUACGAACGAGUAAGAUCAAACGAAUUAGUCGUAACAAACAAGCAUACUUGACGCGUAAGGAUUUUCCCGACAAGAGAAAGAGUGAGCCGAUAAUUCGAGAAUGUUGGAGGGCGCGGCGUAAGAAAAAAAAGGUGAACCCACGGUGGACUCGCGUUCGCGACUAUUCUCCAUCUUCUCUCACGUGUGAUAGUUCUUGAAAGCACUUUCUUGCGGAAAAAGUAGAUUCGCAAUCGCUCGACCAUGUGCAACAACGUACAUACACUUUUCUCCAUUUCUUUUUUCUUUCUUAUACUGAGUAGAUAGAAAAAUAGAUAGGUAGGUAGUUAAGUAGAUAGGUAAUUAGAUAGGUAGGGUGCCGCCAGCGAAGCUUCGGCCAAGCAGAGAAUAAUGCUUAGCUUAGUCGAUGAUGAUCAAACGUAUUAACGUAAGACAUUAUACCUUACCACGUAGCACGGUCAACAGAAAUGUCGUUCGUGCACGCCGCUAAUUCGUGAUCCGCGUUCUGUCGGUAUCGAUCCUUGACUCGUUGUGUCGCGUAUUUAACUCGCCGAAGGUCGCCAUGAGAUGUACGAUAGAGUGGCGUCUGCGUCGCUUGUGUAACCGGAGAUUGAGUAGAAUGAGCAAAUUUGUCGAAUGCGAAAUAAAACAAUUCGUGUCAAGAGAGGUAGAGAGAGAGAGAGGAGAAGGAGGAAGAGGAGAAGGAGAGGGGAAGGGUAAUUAUAGGAUGUCUCGCGCAAUGUGACUUUUUCACUCAUCGUAAUAAGUGUUGGGGAAUAUCGAAGACACGCAGUGCGAACGAAUAUUGCGAUAGCCAGUUGAUUAUGGAGCUUUCAUUGUAAUGUACUUACAAGUAAGUUAACGGUUUAUUUUUACGUAAAAUAUCCUGUACUUGGAUCGGAUAAAUGCCAAUAUACGAAAAACUGUUAAGAGAACAAAGAGUUUAUCUCUUCCUGCCGGUACACACAUUUACGACUAUAUGUCGAAGUGAAAAAAAAUUGUCGUCAUCAGCGCGAUGAUGUGCCGGAACGUAAAGUGUUGCGGACAAUUCGUUCUUUAUAAAUGUAAAGAAUAUAGGAAAGUAGGAAAAAAGAAAGAAAGAAAGGGAGAGAGAAAUCGGUUUGGACGGCGAAACGCUGAUAACGUUGUCAGAGUAAGAAAUAAGUAGGUCGGUCUACGUGCGACGACGCGCCGCGGAGGGCACUAUCUACCUUGAUAUUACUGAAAGUAAUAACAUUGCUAUACAUUGUGCUUUUUGAGACACGCCGAUGAAUUGUGUCUACAAUAUGUUGAGCGUCGACUAAUUUGAAAUCUCUGCGUGUAGUCCGCAUACUAUUAUUAGGUGCAACGUCGCUAUGCUAUUACUAUCGUUAUAAUUAUUACUAUUACUACUACUACUGUUAUUACUACUAUUACUACUACUAUUACUACUGCUGCUACUAUUACUAUUACUACUACAACUUUUAUUAUUACUGCAAUUAAUAUUAUACUAUUAUACUAUUACGAUUGCUAUUCUACUAUAUCGUAUUACAGCUAAUAUUACAAGUUAUUGCUAUAUCUGUAAUAUUACAGAUUUUAGUAGAAAUUGGAUGCGUCUACUACGCUCGUACUAUUUGUACUGAUUGAGAGUCACUUAUUGUCCAGCAAUAUUAAAAAUCCAGCAGACCAAAAGAAACGCGAGCCAAACAUAUAUAAACGGGUGUCUUCUCGAUAAUCGUGACGAUCGCUCGAGAUUCAGUAAUACAUGUAGGUGUAACGUUUAAUUAUAAAGACACGCGAGUCUCGCUGUCGUCACUGCGAGAGACGCGUGCAUACGAUUUUUUCGAUAUAUUGAGACACGUGGACACGGACACAAGCGCACGCACGCACGCACGCACACACGCGUACAUACGGACGACGAACAUGCGUUCAGACUCAAAAGACGUAUGAGGAUCGAUAUCUUUGACGACGAUUAACACUAAUUUCUAGUCACCGUAUUUCUUGUGUUGGAAAAAACGAUUUCAACGAUAUUUAAUUCUCAUUCAUUUUAUUUUUAUAAAUUCCGACUUCUUAUGCCUUUUUUAUUUAAUAUUUGUACUAUAUUCAUGACAAUUGUGUAUUCUUUAAGUUUCUUUGAGUGAAAUUUCAUGUAAAAUGAGUGAAAAGUGAAGUAUUUUUCGAAGCAAUAGUGAAAAUAUUGCCACACGAAAUCGCAAGAGUGAAUUUUUUACUCAGACUCAGAGAUUUCGACUGCACAUGAGCGAAUGCUUCAAUCAAUUGGAAGGGACAUAUGUUCCUGUGACAGUGGAGUACAUUUACGGCCAGACAGGUCAAAUAUAACCGCUAUUUUUUAUGUGAAUAUUAGAACGUAUCGUCUUGUCCAAUAGGAAGAUCUGAAAAAAAUUUUCUCAUUUAACAAAACGGACGCGUUUUGAAGCGUAUAUAAAAAAUAGUGAAGGAUUUAUUUGACUGUGAAUGUACAUCGGACUCAUUAUUUAAUUUUCAAUGAAAUUAUUCAAAAUAAUUCGGAGUGGGGAAUUCACUUUGUAUCAGAAAUCAUUUGAAUUCUAAUGACUUAGUGGUCAUUCUACUUUUCGAGUGAAAUUUUAUUUCAGAAAAUUUAGAAACGAAGCUACUUAGUAAAUUGUAGUUAUCGUUAAGCGACGCCGAAGAAAUCAAGCCUGAACGACAAAUACUCAUUAAUACAGAUCUCGUCUGACAACUGACUGCCAAAAAACUUUCAUUGGUAAGCAUGUAUAUUUCUCUAAUUUCGAACACUCGUAUCGCACGUAACGCAAACAAAUAAAGCAGGAUUGUCUUCUGGAAGAUUGUGCGACAAAAUAUCGGUAUCAUCGUCGAUGAAAUGCCGAAUUCGAGGUUUAAUUAAAACGCGGCUGAACCCUUAAAAAUGCAUUCGCUUGCCAUUCGGCAAUGUUUGCGAUGUUAUCGAUUUUUAGAAAAGGACGAAAAUAAAGACAGGCGGACAAUGUCGCGACUUGGCUGUAUUUUAAUUUUAUAAGAAAUUAUUUAAAUACACAAUAGCCGGCGCGUUGUGUCGUUAGCGACCUUAGCGAUAUGAGGAACGAAAAUGAAGUAACCGAAGCUAGUGUCGCAGCCUUUUAAUAAAUAAUUGAUAUUAUUUGUGUAUUUCUGCGAAUUGCCUACAAAUUUAUUGUGGCGGCCUUAAAAAUAAAUCUCAUAUUUUCCUAAGAUUAUACGGAAAUCGUCAUUGAAACCGAUUUUAAAAUCUUCAAAAGAGCAAAUGGAAUAACGCGUGAGAGAAAAUGAGUGAGAAUGAGAAAGAGAAAGAGAGAGAGAGAGGGGGGGGAUAGAGAGGGGCGAUUUGGUACUUAACGAAAGAAUUUUUGGAUGUAUUCGCAUGAAAACCAUUCGUACACGUAUGAAUAUCGCAGUUCUUUCAGGAGGAUCCCACGAUGUAAUAAAAUGUAAAUCACGCAAUAAUAUUAAUUCUUUGAAUGUAAGGUUGGACAGAUGCAAAGAAAAAAAAGGAAACAAAAUCGUCUUCAGCACGAUUUUUUUUAAAUAAACGGAGAGACAUUACUUUCCUUUUUCUAACGAAAAAAUAUAUGGGCGGAAGGAAAGGACGGGUAAUAAUAACAUUUGUUUCUUGUUCUCUACGCGUACAGGCGAGAUAUAACAAGAUGCAACGAUAACAACGCAUCGCAUUAGCGACAAUAAACACCGAGAAGAUUGUAGCACAGCUCGAAAUGAAUAAUUUUGUUUAGUGAAUAUGUAAUCAGCGAUCUCCCCAAUUUAAAACUUGCAAGACGCCGGUUCUAUUUCUAAUUAGCGCAAAACAAUAAGGAAGAAGUAUAAAAAAGAUCGCAGAAAAGAAAAUAAAUUUUCUUUGUCUUAAAUUAUAGAUAAUUUUUCAAUAAUAAUAACAAUUAGGAUAUCUGUCAUCAAUGAUACAUGUGCUCAUUGCACCGUAAGGACAAAGCAACGUUGCUUUUGAUUUCCGCUACGAUGCCUCCGAUUUACCCGUUUCGUAAUGAGUCAUCCUAUACAAUUAUCGUACGUAUAUAUCUGAAGUUACACAGUCGCGCGGAUUCUAUAUGCGUGAUAAAAUAUAUUUAGGCGAUAAUCACUUUUUAUAUAGAUCUAUUUCGUCCUUUGAUGAUUAGCUCGGCUCUUAGCUCCGCAACUACCGGGCCACACGCGCGUUAAAUAAUCUCACCGCAAUUCUCAUGACUCACGGUGCGUCGUGAAUAUUACUUGACUGUCUUCGCCAUGAAUAAGUCAUAGACUUACAUACAUAGACUGCACUUUCUUAUGGGAGAUUUUAAGAAAAGAUUUGAAGGACAACUAUAUUACCCUUCCACUAUCCAUAAAUAUUCCGUCUAACUUGACUCCUAUUGGAGAAAGAUAGACCAAAUGCCCAAUAGGAGUCGAUCUAGAAAAAGAUCGAAUGUCUACACAAACAGGACACCUUUUCUUGACUCAAAUCUUUGUAGACUCUUGUGGAAUGAUCUAGUUAUGUAUAUAAUUAAGUCUAUUAUAUAGGAUGGGAAAAAAAUAACGAUAUCCCUAAAUAAGUCGGAAAAUAUAAGUUUUAUAGAAAAAUGUUUCAGAUAAAAGUUGUAAGGUUUAAAAGAUCUAUUCAAUAGUAAUAUUUAUUUGACCUUGGGUGACGCCGCCAAGGUUAGGUCGAAGUCAACUUUGCUUUUUUAAAUAGAAACGUAUUUUUCAUUAUGGAAUUUUAUUCUACGUGGUAAAACUCCUGUUAGAGGACCCCCCUCAGAUGACCUUGACCUUGACAUAUGUUAUAGAGAUCACCCUCCUGAGUGACCUUCUGAAAGUUUUAGCCAUCGCUCGUUGUUUGUUAAAAAGUUAUUAACAAAAAAAUUU
This is a messenger RNA of Odontomachus brunneus, 11942 nucleotides long. It is a transcript of the gene pHCl-1, whose product is annotated as glutamate-gated chloride channel. The record is from RefSeq and is a predicted model, not a curated record. Bases 5410 to 6801 code for a protein of 463 amino acids. NCBI's taxonomy places the organism in Eukaryota, Metazoa, Arthropoda, Insecta, Hymenoptera, Formicidae. The transcript is spliced from 12 exons. Gene Ontology annotation, biological process: chloride transmembrane transport; regulation of membrane potential; nervous system process. Gene Ontology annotation, cellular component: neuron projection; synapse; membrane. Gene Ontology annotation, molecular function: chloride channel activity; neurotransmitter receptor activity; transmembrane signaling receptor activity.